CAGUGAUGCUUGAUAUGCAGACCAAAUAUGGCAUUUACAUGUCAUACAAAAGGGCAUGGAUUGCCAAAGAAUUGGAAAUGGAACUGGCUAUGGGAUCUGAAAGAGAUUCAUAUGCAUGGUUACCUUCAAUGUGUCAUGUGCUUCAAAGGAGUAACCCAGGUUCUAUUGUUUCUUAUUCGUGCAAAGAAAAUGGUGAAUUUAAUAGUUUUUUCAUGUGCCUUUCUGCAUGGAGGGAAUGUUGGAUUCAUUUCAUUCCGGUUAUAGUUGUGGAUGGAUCUUUUUUGAAGUCGUAUUAUAAGGGUACAGUACUCACUACAUGUACACAAGAUGCAAACAAACAAAUAUUUCCACUGGCAUUUGGUAUUUGUAGUGGAGAAAAUACUGAAAAUUGGUCAUGCAUGGUCCUUCCGCAAGUUGAAGCAUUCGCUAAUGCAUAGGGAUGAUCCAUAUAUUGUUUCUGAUCGGCACGAGGACAUUAUUAGUUCUGUGUGUUCUGUAUUUCCUCUUGUGGAGCAUGGUUACUGUGUUUACCACAUAUUGGCUAAUUUGAAAACUAGAUUUCGUGGCUCUCAAAAAACUGUGUCAUGGAAGUUUUUGCAGGUUGCUCGUGUUGGAUCUGUGUAUGAGUGUGAAGAGUACCUUCAAAUGCUUGACAUUGAGGAUCCACGCAUUUGUACGUAUUUAGAGCAGCUGGGCCAUGACAAAUGGUCUCGUCUUAUGCUAGUCGAAAUCGGUACUUGGUCAUGAUGUCAAACAAUGCGGAGUCAUUAAAUGCAGUUAACGCCAGUGCCCGAGAAUACCCAAUAGGUCAAACUAUCAUGUGCUUUUGAGUUUGAGGUGUUUGAUAAGAGAUCCCGCUCUUAUGUUGUCAACUUGAAGGAGCACAUGUGCACUUGUCGAGAAUUUCAGCUUAAUGGGUUUUUAUGUGUACAUUCCAUUGCAGCUAUUCGCUCCCGCCCAAGACUUUCUUGCUAUGAUUACGAUUACAUUUCAGAAUUCUAUACAGCACAUCAUUGGGCACAAAUAUAUUGCGGUAUUAUUCAUCCUAUUGGGAGUCUGGAUACUUGGAUGGUACCUUCACAUGUUAAGCAACUCACUUGCUGCCCCCCCCCCCAUCAUGUAAAUCACGACCUCCUGGAAGCCCGAAAAAAAGAAGAAUUCCUUCUACAAGAGAACAUGUUCGGAGACAAACAUGCACUCGUUGUCUCAUGGUUGGACAUAAUAGAAAGACUUGUAGAAAUCCUAUUCCGCUACACAUGCGUUAAAAAGUGUUUUUAUUUGCCGUUUUCAUUUUAAUAUUGUUGCGAAUACAGUUAGCAGACACUUGUUAGGUUUCUGAACAUUUCCAUACAUUUGUCGUACUUUUACAUUGCCGUAAAAAUUUUGCUAUUGAAUGGCACUUCGUUAU
This is a messenger RNA of Cuscuta europaea, 1408 nucleotides long. The record is from the annotation of a GenBank genome assembly. NCBI's taxonomy places the organism in Eukaryota, Viridiplantae, Streptophyta, Magnoliopsida, Solanales, Convolvulaceae.